UUACUACUACAUCUUGGAUUCUCUUUCAUGUUCUAAAUCUAAUUUUUUUGCAGGGAACCCAUCAAACCGUGAACAUUUUCUUACACAUUUAUGCAAAGUUAGACUCAAAAUACACGUAUUUUUGUGUUGAAGACUUUGGUUUUCAUGUGGGUUUUUGAUUUAAAUGGGAGCUGGUAGGUUAUUACCCUCCUUGUCUCUGCUAAAUUUGGUUUAGCUUUAGUUUUUUUUUUCUUUUCAAAUUUAGCAAAUUCAACCAGGAAAAGGGUCUUUUUGCUGUCAAGUAAAAGUUUGAGGAGACUUGAGUAGUACUUUAUGUUAUCCAGAAUUGCUUUAAUUUUGUUUAUUUUUAAUCAACUGGGACAGAUAGAAAUUAUAGGAUUUUGUCAAACGUAGAAGAUGUGACUGGAAUGUGAAAAAAGGAAUGUUUUUUUUUUUUUGGUGAAAGAAGAGAGCAAGAAGAUAUGUGGAUAUUGAUGUUAAUGAUUCUUUUGCACCGAUUUAUUGUUUUAGAGUGGCAACUUAAGUUGCUGGGACAGGAUUUAAUUUGUUGGCUGCAAUCGUAUAACAAUGAAGGGGAGGUUUUGAGGUAUUAAGAGGUAUUGGCAAAAUUUCUGGUUGGCAAUGUAUGUGAAUGGAGAAGAUUGUGUAAGGAUUUUGUUUCAAGGAAAGGGAGAUAGUGAGUUAAAUCUGUCGGUUUUUUGCAGUUUUGUUUCUUAAUAUGCUUAUAAGUGGUCUUUAUUCACACAUCAUAGGGCAUGCAUGCAAGCUUUUUGUGGAAUCUAAACUUAAACAUUUUCCCUCUCUAAGCUUCUACCGUUCUGCAUAUUCAUUUAUUAUCAUUAUCAGCAUCAACAUCAAAACCGAAGGUAUAUUACUAUGUUUCUGAUUUUUUUUUAAUGUGUUUGUUCUUCUUCUUCGAGGUCUAUGCUAUCUUAAAUCUGUUGGUUUUAGGAUACCCACUCGAACCUAGAUUUAUUUUGUUACACAUAUAUAAACACUUGGACACAAAGACACUUGCUUUGAGAUGGGUUUUAUUUAUUUAUUUAUUUUUAUUUAGAUGGUUUUUCAUGCAAGGAGCUAGGAGAUUGUUGGAACAUUGUGUCUUCUAAGGUUUGUUUGAAGUUUUAGUCUUUAGUUAUGUAGAAUAGUUAUUUCUCUUAGCAAAAAGUCUUUUUGCAGGCAAGGAAAGUUUGAAGAGAGGUAAUAUUUUUCAGGGGUAAGAAGUACUUUAUGUUACUAGAAUUUCCUUAUUUUGGGUUAUUUUUUAUAUUGAACUUUUGGGAUGUGAUAAAAUUAGAGGAAGGAGUUUGGAAAGUGUGGAAAAUGUGAUUGAGAAAAGGAAUGGGUUUGUUGUGAAAAAAGAGAGUAAGAAAAUUUGCAAUAUAUGGAUACAAAUAUCGUGGAACGAAGAGUUUCUUUGCAUUGGUUUAAUAGUUUAGACUUUAUGGUGGCAAUUAAGUUGCAGGUAUAGGAUUUUGGUGGUCGCAAUCAUAUUUCAGAGAAUGAGAAGUUUCUGGACACAAUGAGAGUGGCAAACAGUUCUGGUUGGUUGUGCUUCAAAAGGAAGAAAACAGUGUGUGGCAAGGAUGGCAAGAUUUUGUUAGAAGUUUUGUUUCUCUAUUUUCCUUAAAGUGAUGUUUAUUCAGGCUUCACGUAAUUAACAUACUAUGAAGAUUAUGCUAGGGCUUAGUAGGGCAUGCUCCAAGCUUUCUUUUAUAGAAAUCUAAACUCAAAGUUCUCUGGAUUUCAUUGAGAGCUUGGCAGCUAAUGGUGACAAGAGAACUAGGGAGGAUCAGAGGAGGAAAAUAAGAAUGUAUCAAAGAAGCAAAAGCUGGAUAAAUCUAUGGAGGAGGAGCAAUUUGUGAGGUUUAAAAAGAUGAAAAAACAGGAGGAGGUGGGUCCUGUUAGGUUGGGUCCAAAGACUUUUGUUUCAGCAGUGGAGAUGUUCGAUUUUUUCUACAAUUUCCUUCAUUUUUGGCCUCCCAAUCUUAAUGUCAACAAGUUUGAGCACAUGGUUCUAGUGGAGUUGCUUAUGCAGGAUCAUUUGGAGCCUGAAAAAAAGAUUGGUUGUGGGAUCCAAGCUUUCCAACUCCGUUUUCGUCCAAUGUGGAAGACACGGUGCAUCUUCCUCAUUUGGGAUGAUGAGUUUGUUGAUGAUUUCAGUUUCUGGAAGCGCACGGAUAAUAUUCUUCCCCUGCCUGAGGACAUGAGAAUAAAAUCUGAUGCCAGCCUAUCUUCAGGUGGUGGUAAGAGUCGCAAAAGGAAAGGUGGUGGUGUGAGAAUAGGUGAACACAACCAUGGAAGAGGUGGUAAAUCAAGAAACUGAAUCAUUGUCUUUGAUUUACCUGGGGUGAGAGGUUUCAAAAUGAGGGUUCCUUGUCUUCAACUUUCCAUUGUCUGCACGUUGAUGUGAUUAUAUAAACAGAUUCCAUAUGGCAUUUAGUAGCCUCAGUUUGUUACUCAUGAGAGAUUAACAAGUUUAAAUCUGGACCAUCCUUUGUAUGUCGAUAAACUCUUUUGAUUUACUCAACUAAGGAAUUUCAACUGAAUUUCAUCCAGAUAUCAUGGAUCCUCAAUUGCCAAUGGAAAAGGUAUCUUUUGGCUUAAAUUCUACUGAGGAAAAUAACAAGAUAAAUGUAGUUCUUGUGGCAACUGGCAGUUUCAAUCCUCCAACUUUUAUGCACCUGCGAUUGUUUGAGCUGGCAAGGGAUGCAUUGCAAUCAGAGGGAUACCAUGUCAUUGCAGCCUACAUGUCACCUGUCAAUGAUGCAUACAAGAAAGCAGGCCUCAUUUCUGGGGAACAUAGGUUGCAGAUGUGCAGCUUAGCCUGUGAAACUUCUGAUUUCGUAAUGGUUGAUCAAUGGGAGGUAAACCAAAGCACUUACCAACGUACUUUGACUAUUUUGCAAAGAGUCGAGAGUUCAUUUACUAAUGGUAUGAAAAUGUCCAGAGAAUCCCUUAAAGUCAUGCUUGUUUGUGGUUCUGAUUUACUCCAGUCCUUUAGUAUUCCUGGUUUUUGGAACCGUGAUCAUGUAAGAACCAUAUGCAGCAACUAUGGUGUGGUUUGCAUUCGCAGAGAAGGGCAAGAUAUUAAGAAGAUUGUAUCUGAUGAUGAAAUUUUGAAUGAAAACAAGGGUAAUGUCAAAGUUACAGAUGAUCUUGUACCAAACCAGAUCAGUUCAACGCGAGUGAGGGAAUGCAUUUCAAGAGGGUUGUCCAUAAAGUACUUAACUGCAGAUGGAGUGAUUGAUUACAUUAGAGAAAAAGGUUUGUACCUGAACUAAGAUAAGAAAAAAGAUGAUUUCUAAUCAUAGUCAAAGCCUUCUGCAUCAACCAUAUUUCUCUACGUAUUUUAAACAGUCAGAAUUUACUUAAUGAAGCACCGCAACAUGAAACUAUAUACUUGUUUGCAUCUUUCGUUUAUUCUAACUCAUUUAUAUCUAGAUGAUUCUUUUCUUCUGAAUCCUUUUGAAAUACAAAGAAUGAUCUCUCGUCGAUCUUUUCUGCUA
Molecule: messenger RNA, 3509 nt
Organism: Populus trichocarpa (black cottonwood)
Lineage: Eukaryota; Viridiplantae; Streptophyta; Magnoliopsida; Malpighiales; Salicaceae
Product: nicotinamide/nicotinic acid mononucleotide adenylyltransferase
Exons: 2
Coding region: 2565-3284 (239 amino acids)
Biological process (GO): NAD+ biosynthetic process
Molecular function (GO): nicotinate-nucleotide adenylyltransferase activity; nicotinamide-nucleotide adenylyltransferase activity
Source: RefSeq, a predicted model, not a curated record